Mollisia scopiformis is the source of this 1659-nucleotide messenger RNA. RefSeq lists its product as uncharacterized. Gene Ontology annotation, biological process: regulation of DNA-templated transcription. Gene Ontology annotation, molecular function: DNA-binding transcription factor activity, RNA polymerase II-specific; zinc ion binding. The coding region runs from base 32 to 1636 and encodes 534 amino acids. The record is from RefSeq and is a predicted model, not a curated record. Lineage: Eukaryota; Fungi; Ascomycota; Leotiomycetes; Helotiales; Mollisiaceae. The transcript has a single exon.
CCCCCACACAUUUUCAACUCGUAUCUUCAAGAUGACUCAGGAUCCAAAAGCAGGGACGAAGCAUCGUCGAACGGUAAUUUCCAGAAGCAGAAAUGGAUGCAUCACGUGUAAGCACCGAAAAGUACGAUGCGACGAAACCACUCCUUCCUGCAAACGGUGCGAGAAAUUCGGUAUCAAGUGUGAUGGAUACUCAAAACCAUGUCCAAAAGCCCCUACAACCGCGGGUCCAAAACCCUUACUUCCAAAAGGACAUUUCAAUUCAAGAACACAACCCCUCAGCUCAGCACUUUUCCGUCAACUCUUCAGAAACGAACAGGAAUACCGCUACUUCAACAUAUUCUGCACCCAAACCGCCCCUCGAAUCUCCGGCCAUUUCUCCACAAAACUAUGGCAAACCCUCAUUCUGCAAACCUCACAAGCAGAAGCCCUCAUCCGACAUGCAGUCAUCGCCCUCGGAGCCCUGAUCAACAAACCUACCUCCUCCUCCCCUUCACUCUCCCGCCGCCAAUUCGCCUUCCACCAAUACCACCUCUCCAUCUCUCUCCUCCGCUCUCAAAUGCUCCGUCCCCAACCCACACACCUCCGCACCACCCUCCUCGCUUGUCUCCUAUUCGCCAUCUUCGAGACUUACAAUGGGUACAUCUCCUCGGCCACCACGCAAAUUUACUCCGGCGUGCGUCUCCUCUCCGACUGGCAAUCCACCCAAAUCCAUCUCACCACCAAAAUAUCCUCGAUCAAGUCGCCUCGCCCCUUAGUUAUCGAGGAUGAACUCAUCCACGCCUUCUCAGAACUAGAAACAGAAGCCAUGUGUCGCCACGACGAGCGCUCGGCGGAACUACACGAGGCGUAUCGGUAUUAUGGACAGAUGUCUAUUGAUACGAUGCCCGCUUCGUUCCAAGACUUGAAGGAGGCGAGAGCGUAUUUAAUCUUGAUCGGGCAGAGGGCCCUGCAUUUGACGGCGUGGAUGAAGCAGAAGAGUAAUGGGGCGCUAGGUUUGCGGAGUCCGGAGGUGUUUCAGAUGAGGAAAGAGACGGAGGAGGCAGCUAUGAGGAUGGGGAUGGAGUAUGAUCGGUGGGAGAGGGCGUUUGAAAAGUUAUGGAGGGGUGGGGUUGGAGUCGAAAAGGGGGUUUUGGCGUUGAGGAUUCAGUUGCUGACGGCGUAUGCUUGGAGGAAUGCUAUGCAGGUUGGGGAGGGUGUGUUUUAUGGUGAUAAUACUGAGUUGUUGACUGAGAUUGUGGAGUUGGCGAAGAGGGUGAGGGACAAUUCUGAAGGGGAACCGGAUGGAGGGUUUGGAUUUGAGGGAGGGUUGAUCACGGGGUUGAGGACGGUGGGGUUUGUGUUCAGACAUCGGAGGCUGAAGCGGGAAGCGAUGAAAUUACUGCUUGAGCGGCCUUGGAAAGAGGGACUUUGGGAUUCUUAUGUGGUGGGAAAAGCGUUGGAGUGGUUGAUUGAUCUGGAAGAUGAGGGUGUGGAUGAUGAUGUGGAGCAUGUCCCCGAAGAGAAGGUACUUAAAGAUUUCACGAUGUCACAGGAUGAAGCGGGACGAAGGACGGUACUUUCUGGUUUGCAGGUGGUUCAAGGGCCAGAUGGGGAGGAGAUGAGAAGGAGAGAGUUGGUUAUUCUAUGGCUCGUGUAACAUUAUCAAUGAAUUGUUUCGCU